Messenger RNA from Fonsecaea nubica, 1149 nucleotides. RefSeq lists its product as hypothetical. Lineage: Eukaryota; Fungi; Ascomycota; Eurotiomycetes; Chaetothyriales; Herpotrichiellaceae. The record is from RefSeq and is a predicted model, not a curated record. The transcript has a single exon. The coding region runs from base 1 to 1149 and encodes 382 amino acids.
AUGCCACCCAAGAAACUCCCACCUCAAACGUCGCGGACAGCUAAGCCGCAGCAGACACGACCGUCACAGCAAAAGCAACAAUCUCAAAGCACUCCAAACCCCGCAGCCACCAAUGCAUCUUCCACGCAUACCAGCGGGCCAGAGCCAGGGCCAGCCAUUCCCGAUCACGACGUGAAACAAAGCUCGUCCGUAAGCGCCCAGCUCGCCCUCGAAGCGGCAAAGAAAGCCUACGAGCUCCGUCAAGCCGCCUAUGGCGCUGCCGACCCUAACGCCCGCGAAGAAAUCCUGGCCAAGGCCGUCAACAAAGAGAUCGAGGCCGAGUCGUUCGGCAAGGCCGCCAAAUAUACUCGUUCAGGUGCGUUUCAGGGUCUCGCCGCUGGUGCUGGACUCGGCGUGCAGCCCGGUGUGACUUUGGGAAAAUUGACUGGUGCUUUGGUCGGCGGCGUGGUGUCUUCAGCCGGUGCGUUGCUGGGCGGUGGUGUUGGCUCAGCAUAUGGGGCCAUCAGUGGUCCGUUCUGGGAUCUGGGCCAGAUGGCAAGCCACGGCGUCCGGAGUAUCGUGGGCGAUUUUCCAAACUGGGAAGCUACAUCGAGUCAGAAGAAGGCGCUGGAGAAGAUGGUGAUGGAGGCGCAGAAGACCAAGGCCCCGACAGAGGAGGAACUGGAGGACAUGCGGAAAGAUGAUGGAGGCCGCAGCCAGGCAGACUUCCAGCAAUGGUCCAAGGACCUGACCAGCUACCUCCCGCGUAUGCCAUCCAUGCCAUCCAUGCCUUCACUGUCGUCGCUGCCGUCAAUGCCGUCAAUUCCAGGACUGGGAGGGCUUUCUAAAGGGCAAACUGCCACGACCCAGGCCGAAAACAAGGCACGGCCAGCGACAGCAUCGAAUCAAACUCGGCAACAGAAACCAUCAACAAACCCUGACAAGCCUCCCAAGCCUCAAGCUGCUCCCCCAAAGCCACCCAGUGGGAUGCCUCAUUCGCAACCCCAACAAAAGACCGACGGAAAUGCGCCAAGACAGGCACCCAAGAAACUGGAGGUCAGGCCUAAAGAGACGACUUCACCUUCACAGUCUACCCAGUCCACCAUUCGAAGAAAGCCGCCCAAACUGGAGACGCGUUCCAAAUCCACGACAGCGAACGCGAAGGCAUAA